Molecule: messenger RNA, 1495 nt
Organism: Planococcus citri (citrus mealybug)
Lineage: Eukaryota; Metazoa; Arthropoda; Insecta; Hemiptera; Pseudococcidae
Exons: 2
Coding region: 361-1302 (313 amino acids)
Source: RefSeq, a predicted model, not a curated record
AGAGGGUAAUUUUCGAGCAAUUUUCAUUACCUAAAACAUGUUUUACAAGUUUAUCCAAACAUUUGCUGGUGAAAAAAAACGCCCACACACACAAAAGCAACAGAUGGAACAAUUCGACGUUUUGCUUCACAAGCAUCAAGUGCAGGCUGCGUCCAAUCAAUGGAAAAUUCUCCUCUUAACAACUUUAACUUUGAACAAAUUUGCAACCAAAUAAAUACCUACAUACGUAGCAUGGUAGGUAAUAUGUACGCAUGUACCUGAAACCUAGCUACCUAGACCUACUGUCACAUAAUGUUAAAUACGAUCACUCGAGUACAUUUGUAUAAUGUUUAAAAACAGUACGAAUGCAAGCCGUACAAAAUGGGUACGUGUAUUUCGACGUUAAGUCGGUCGUUUAGUACACUGCAUUAUCGUUGUUGUAAAAAAAUGAGUUGUUUCUUCGCGGUGGCGGUUGUGCCAUGGAUGUUGUGCGCCGUCAUGAGCCAGGCUUAUCCAAUGGCAGUUACACCCGGCACACAAGGCCAAACCCAAUCAACACCUGCUCCAGAGACACUUCCUGCUCAACCGCACGAAUCUUCUCCCAAAUUGAAUCCAUCUCCUACAGAGGGCCAAACCGUAUCAGCAUCAGCGCCAGUAAACGUAAACGUGAUAGUACGACCUGAACACGGACACUGUCCACCAAACACUGUAGCAGUACCUUGUCCACACCAGUGUCAAUGUAAAUGUCCAGUAAACGACGAAAACAAACCAACUGGCGAGAAUACCGAAACGGAUCAAAAGAAGAAAACCGGAGUAUGGCACGGGUUGAAAAAACUAGCUUUACUUUGCGCUAAUACCCUAUAUGAGGCUAUCGCAGGAGAAAAUGGUAUCUUGACUAAUUUACCCGAUAAAGUAGCCUGCGGUCCGCCACCACCACCAAAAAAACCACCGAAGAAAAAACAAAAUAAAAACAGCGGAGACGUAAGAGCCUGUUGUAUUUUCGGCUCAGCUGGACCUGCGGUACUAGGUGAUGAAAGUGAGGAAGAAGAGGAACCAGCAAAAAAUACAAAAACACUCCAACUUCCGCCGGUCACUCUCUCUUACAUCCAUAAUCAAAUUAGUGCGCUCGGUCAGCCUGCUCCUGCUGCUGCUCAAGUUCCUGCUGUUAAAGGUCCGAAGCACAAAACAACUAAUGUUCACUUCAACGGAUGCUGCAUUGGUAAACGAUUGUUCAAUUUUUCGAAACUUUUCAAAUGGAAAUUCAUACCUCAAAUCAACAUUUGCGCUGGCGCCGCCAACGUAAACGUAGUGGAAAUAAAUUAAGGUGGUUGGAAAAAAAUGUACAUUAUUUUUUUGUUUAGCGUACUUAGAGUCUCGGAACAUCUAGAUCAUGAACCAAUCCAACAUUAUCAAGUUAGAAAAUUACAUUCUAAUUAUAAAUGUUUUGAAUAAAUUUUCCAAUUAUCGCCAAGGCAUAUAAUGUAUGUACUUGAAUUAUGAACGUUCAAAGGACGGA